CCUGCGACACAGUUUAACAGGGUUGCCUAACCUUGGUUUGAGGUAUGCAAUAUAUGACUAAUUAUUUAGCUACAUCAAAUGUUUUAGCCACAUCCUAACUUCAACGCUGAGAGAAAUUAAGUAGAUACGCAGUUAUCGCUCCCAGUCAGCUAUCACAAGCGCGCGAAAAAAUAGAUAGGCUACAGUAGGAUACAGCCACCUACAAAAAAGGCUUACCGCAAGGAGUGAAAACAGAUUAACGGAGGAGAAGGAAUGAAUAGCUCGAGGGAUGGGUGAAUGAAGAACGCUGGAUACACCCACCAUCUCAAGUCUAAAACUGAAGGAGCGCUAUCUGAAGAUAGUUUGCCAACAGCCGGCAAAGGAAGACUCGAAGGAAGGGUCCAUUGGGAGCAAUAUUACCUAUAAACGUAUGCUUUAAAAAGGUUUUCUGAGCUCCUUACCUGUAACAGUGUGAAGGAUGCAGGCUAUAGGACUAAAGACGUUGGUGUGGAGUUCUCUACUCUCUCUUGCUCUUAUCUCGCUCUUACCAGUGCCAGCUUGGGGUCAAGUUGCCACUCCACGAAAGCUUCGCUUCAAAGUUCUGAGCACAUCUCAGCUCCAUGUGUCAUGGAAAGAGCCCAAAGGAGACUUUGAAAGCUACAGAUUUAUUUAUAGCACACAAUCAGAUGCAAAGGGGACUGAAAUGGAGGUGACAAAGAUGGAACCCAAAGUGACCAUAGACUUUGACCCCAGCCAGGAUUAUACUGUCAAGGUCACUGCUGUGAAAGGUGAUCAGGAGAGCAAGCCACUCCUAGGAACAUUUCAGGCACAAAUUUCAAAACCAGACAGGGACAAGAUACAGUCUCAGAAUGUACGACCCAAGAACCAGAAAGACACCAGUUUCACAGAGGAAAACAAUGAGAUAUCCGAAGAACAGUUCAUUUGUAAGACGCCAGCCAUAGCAGAUAUCGUGAUCCUGGUGGAUGGAUCAUGGAGUAUCGGUCGGAUUAACUUCCGCCUGGUCCGUAUGUUCCUAGAAAACCUGGUUAGCGCCUUCCCAGUAGACUUUGAAAAAACACGGAUAGGUCUAGCCCAGUACAGUGGUGACCCCAGGAUUGAGUGGCACCUGAACACAUACACCACCAAAGAAGCGGUAAUUGACGCUGUGAAGAACCUGCCCUACAAAGGAGGGAACACUCUGACAGGUCUUGCUUUGACGUACAUCCUGGAGAACAGUUACAAACCUGAGUCCGGAUCCAGAGCCGGUGUUCCCAAAAUUGGAAUACUGAUCACAGACGGGAAGUCUCAAGAUGAUGUCCAACCCCCAGCUCAGAGUCUAAAAGAUGCUGGAAUAGAACUGUUUGCCAUUGGUGUGAAGAAUGCCGAUGAAAAAGAGCUAAAGGCAAUUGGCUCAGCUCCAGAGGAGACACAUGUCUACAACGUGGCUGACUUCAGUGUCAUGAGCUCCAUUGUGGAGAGCCUGACUAGGACAGUCUGCGAACGGGUCGAACAGCUCGACAGGGCAAUCAAAGGUGAAAAAGGCCCAGUGGUCACCAUGGCUGCUCCCAGAGACCUGGUGACCUCAGAGGUGACGGCUAGAAGCUUCCGGGUGUCUUGGACCCACUCUCCAGGGACAGUGGAAAAGUACCGGGUGGUGUACUACCCUGCCAGUGGGGGCCAGCCUGAGGAGAAGGUAGUGCUGGGCACAGUGGACACAGUGGUGCUCAACUACCUCCUUUCUUUGACUGAGUACCAGGUGGCUGUUUUCGCCAUCUAUGCCAGCUCAGCUAGCGAGGCCCUCCGAGGCAGUGCCACCACAUUGGCACUGCCCAUGGUGAACAACCUGGAGCUGUUUGACAUCACCCAUAACACCAUGAGGGCCCGCUGGAGGGUCGCAGAGGGGGCUUCUGGGUACAUGAUCCUCUAUGCCCCACUGACCGAGGGAGACAUUGCUGACGAGAAGGAGGUGAAAGUGUCAGAAACGGUGAACGAAGUGGAGCUGCCCGACCUGACUCCGGACACAGAGUACACAGUGACUGUGUACGCCAUGUACGGAGAGGAGGCCAGCGACCCCAUGACCGGCCAGGAGACCACACUACCCCUGACCCCUGCACGAAACCUGCGCUUCUCCGACGUCGACCACAGCUCGGCCAGACUCAACUGGGAGGCGGGAUCCGGGAAGGCUAACGGCUACCGCGUCAUGUACGUCAAGACCAAUGGCGUGCAGACCAACGAGAUGGAUGUUGGCCGCAUUACCACCCUGUUGCUUAGGAAUCUGACCUCACUGACCGAGUACACAGUGGCCAUCUUUGCUAAAUAUGAUGAGGGCCAGGCUGAGCCCCUGACCGACAGCUUCACCACUAAGGAAGUCCCAGAACCUCUGAACCUGAGAAGCAGUGAAGUCUCCACAGAGAGCUUCAGGGUCAGCUGGCAGAACUCAGCCCAAGACGUGGUCCUCUACAAACUCACCUGGACCCCAACUAGUGGAGGAGAAACUAAAGAGAUGUUACUGAACGGCAAUAUGAACAGCCAUCUGCUGACUGGACUGAGGUCAGUCACUGAGUAUGAGGUCUCUCUGUCCGCUGUCUACAGAAAUGAGGAGGAAAGUGAAGCAGUGAUACUCACAGAGUCAACAGUGGCAAGAACAACAACUACCACAAAGGCUACUACCACCAUGACUACCACAAAAGCAACCACUACACCAGUGGUACACCUGGGUGUGAGGAACCUCCUCCUCAGCGAUCACACCACCUACAGCAUGGAGGUGUCCUGGGAGCUGCAGGACCGCAACGUACUUCACUAUCGCGUGGCCUUCGUCACCGCCAAGGGCGACCGUGCCGUGGAGACGAUGAUGGUCCCCGGUGGUCAGAGCAGCCUCUUGCUGCAACCGUUGCUUUCUGACACGGAGUACAAGGUGACAGUCACCCCUGUCUACGCCGACGGAGACGGCCCCGGUGUCAGCCGCAUGGGACGCACCCUGCCAUUGUCUGCUCCCAGGAACCUCAGAGUGUCAGAGGAAUGGUACAACCGCUUCCGGAUAUCCUGGGACAUGCCCCCCUCCCCCACGAUGGGCUACAGGGUCGUCUACAAACCCAUCUCUGCCCCGGGACCUGCUCUGGAGACUUUCGUGGGUGAGGACGUGAACACCAUGCUGAUUCUGAACCUGCUAAGUGGCACCGAGUACGGCGUCAGGGUCAUCGCCUCCUACACCACUGGCUCCAGCGAGGCCCUCACCGGCAAGGCCCGGACUAUGUAUCUGGGAGUGACUAACCUGAACACCUACCAGGUGAGGAUGAACAGCAUGUGUGCCCAGUGGAAUGCCCACCGCCAUGCCACUCUCUACCGGGUGGUCAUUGAGUCACUGCUGAAUGGACAGAAGCAGGAGGCAAGGCUGGGAGGUGGAGCCAUGCGCCAUUGCUUCAGUGACCUGACGGCUAAUACGCAGUACAAGAUCAGUGUGUACGCCCAGCUCCAGGACACCGAAGGACCUGCAGUCACCACCAUAGAGAAGACCUACCCUGUUCCCACUGCGGCACCCACUAGACCUCCCACCACCACCCCUCUCCCCACCAUCCCCUCAGCCAAGGAAGUUUGCAAGGCUGCUAAAGCGGAUCUGGUGUUUCUAGUGGAUGGCUCUUGGAGCAUUGGGGAUGAAAGCUUCCUGAAAAUCAUCCGCUUCCUGUACAGCACUACAGGAGCCCUUGACAGUAUUGGACCAGAUGGCACUCAGGUUGCCAUUGUCCAGUUUAGUGACGAUCCCAGGACCGAGUUCAAACUCAACUCGUAUAAUGACAAGGAGAGGCUGCUGGAGGCCAUAAACCGCAUCUCCUACAAGGGAGGGAACACUAAGACAGGCUUAGCCAUCCGGCAUGUGAAAGACAGCAUCUUCACGGUGGCAGGCGGAAUCCGGAGGGGCAUCCCCAAAGUGCUGGUGGUUUUGACCGACGGACGCUCUCAGGACGACGUCAACAAGGUCUCCAAGGAGAUGCAGAUGGAAGGGUACAUUGUUUUUGCCAUUGGUUUUGCGGAUGCCGACUACGGUGAGCUGGUAAGCAUAGCCAGCAAGCCCAGCGAGAGACACGUCUUCUUUGUGGACGAUUUGGACGCCUUUAAGAAGAUUGAGGAGAAGUUGGUCACCUUUGUUUGCGAGGCCGCCACCGCCACUUGUCCUUCGGUGGGGAUAAGUGGCAGCACCUUACCAGGUUUCCGGAUGAUGGAGAUGUUUGGCCUAGUGGAGGGUCUGCAUAGAGGUGUAUCAGGAGUGUCCAUGGAGCCCGGUACCUUCAACAGCUUCCCCUGCUUCCGCCUGCAUGGCAACUCCCUCCUGGUCCAGCCCACCAAGUUUAUCCACCCCGAGGGCUUGCCUUCUGAUUACACCAUCACUAUGCUGUUCCGCCUGCUGCCUGAAACUCCCAAAGAGCCCUUUGCGUUGUGGGAGAUCCUCAACAAGGACAAUGAGCCCCUGGUGGGCGUCAUCCUGGAUAACCUCGGCCAAACCCUAACCUUCUUCAACAAUGACUACAAAGGAGACUUCCAGACUGUGACCUUCGAGGGACCUGAGAUUAAGAAGCUCUUCUAUGGCAGCUUCCACAAGCUCCACUUGGCUAUUAGCAAGACCAAUGCCAGGGCUGUCAUCGACUGUAAGCUGGUGGGCGAAAAGGCCAUCAAUGCUGCGGGGAACAUCACCACAGACGGGCUGGAGGUGCUGGGGCGCAUGGUGCGUUCACGGGAGAAGAAAGACACUUCUGCACCUUUUCAACUGCAGAUGUUUGACAUUGUGUGCAGCACGUCCUGGGCCAGCCGAGACAAGUGCUGUGAACUUCCUGGUCUGAGGAAGGAGGAGGACUGUCCAGCCAUGCCGCGGGCCUGCACCUGCACCCAGGACAGCAAAGGCCCCCCUGGCCCCACUGGACCCCCCGGUGGUCCCGGGAUCCGAGGAGCGAGAGGAGAUCGCGGAGAGCCAGGACCUGUGGGGCCCAUUGGUCCAGUAGGAGACGCUGGAACUCCUGGGCAGCAGGGGCCUCCUGGACCCCAGGGCCCCAGUGGACGCACUAUCAUGGGCCCCCCGGGUGGUCCCGGAGAGAAAGGUGAAAAGGGUGCAGCUGGCCCUCCAGGAAUACAGGGCAUCCCAGGAUCUCCUGGGUCAGUAGGUCGAGAGGGACAAACUGGGCCACGGGGACUGCCCGGUAAAGAUGGACCCCAGGGCCGAACAGGACCUCAAGGGACUAUUGGCAGUCCCGGAGCCCCAGGCUCACCAGGGUCAAGUGGACCUCCAGGGUCACUUGGAGAACAAGGACCACCUGGUCCUGUCGGAAGCAAAGGAGAAAAGGGUGAAAGAGGUGACCUACAAUCCCAGGCAUCGGUCCAAGCUAUUGCUCGGCAGGUCUGUGAGCAGCUUAUACAGAGUCACAUGGCUCGGUACAGCUCUGUCCUCAACCACAUCCCCAGCGCGCCCGUCUCCGUCCGCACUGUUCCCGGACCCCCAGGGGAGCCCGGGCGUCAAGGCAGCCCAGGGCCGCAGGGAGAGCAGGGGCCCCCAGGCAGACCAGGCUUCCCCGGAUCCAAUGGAGAGAACGGACAGCCAGGGUCCAGAGGUUUGCCUGGAGAGAAGGGCGAAAAGGGAAGCCCAGGAUUAGGAGUCCAGGGUCCCAGAGGCCCCGUAGGACCCCCAGGACCACCAGGUCAGGGUCGGACAGGCAGUCAGGGUCCAUCGGGUCGCCCGGGCAACCCUGGAUCCCCGGGGCGUCCGGGUAUCCCUGGACCAGUGGGGUCGGCGGGCCCGCCUGGAUACUGUGAUCAAAACUCCUGCGUGGGCUUCAACGUAGGAGAGGUUGACCCAGAUGUUGACCCAUCUGACCGCGGCAAUCUUCCCUUAGUCCAAAUGCCCCCAAACACUUACCAGAACUACGACGAGGCCGAGGAGGAUGACCCGUACAGGUACGGCGGCGGGGGAUACCCCUCCGAGUACUACCAGCCAAACUACCCGGCACCCAGACCCGUCGAACCUGAGGACCCUGCCCUGACCAACGGGGACGAGGUGCUGAGGUCCCCCGGCAUCCGUCGCUCCUCUAGGAGUCUGGCUGAAGCGGCUGGCAAGAAAACCGAGGAAGAGGGGCCGGGGGAGAGGAGGAUGGUCGGUCCCAUGCAGGGGAGCAGGCUAAGGAAGGCCUUGCUCUCCGGGACACAGGACUGAGGGGUUGGGCCUGUUCAGCUGAGGGAGAAAUAUCCAAAAUACCACACUCCUGUACCUGCGUCACCGUGCAGUCAAAAGACUAUCAUAAAGUGCCUGAUGUUAGUGUAAAGGGACAUACGGGAAGGAAAGCGUGAAAGGGGUUGGAUAGGAGAAUGGGGGGGGUGGCCUGCCAUUUCUCUUCUCUCUGGAAGUGUCGCGGUCGCUGGUGUAGAUAGGGUCGCUGUUGGUUCCAGUGUGGUCAGAUUGUUUUUUAUGUGAAUCGGUUACAUCAAGACAGAUUGUGUUGUUUUUGUUUUUGGCACACCACCUCUUGUGCUUCAGUAAUCUAAUUUCAUGAAAUUGAUCAACAUCCUGGUCACAGUUUACUUCAAGUGCCUGUUUAUGAUCUUAGUAAAUACUGGAAGAGCAUAGAAAUAUGGAAUAGUAUGGUAUCAUAUUGUAAUCCUAAAUCGCAUGGUUUGAACCCCUCUAUGAUGACUGGCUGAAAGCUGAGGCCGUGCACCAAGGGUGUGACAAAGACAUUCUUAUUGUUAUAUUUGCAUUGGUAAUACAGUGCCCUCCACAAAUAUUGGCACCCUUGGUUAAUAUUAGAAAGAAAAAGUAUUUAUUGUAUGUCCUCUUGAUCUUUCAUUAAAAAUAUUAAGAAAAUUCUAACCUUUAAUUAAAGUAAAACAAUUGAAAGGAAAAAUUAUUUCAUUAUAGCCCAUUUGGAGGGCACAGUAAGCCUUGUGGGUUUGAGGCAUAGGAUACCCACUCUUGGUUUGUGGUAUAUAACAUCCUGCUUUUGGCUGCUUUGUUUCCAAAAACACUCAUUAGCCAAAUAUCCCACAUAUCAUUCCUUAUUGCUAUUAUAAACCAAUUAUAAACCAUCAACUUAGUUAGAACUGUAAAAACUCGUUAUGCUUAUAAAAUUAUGUUUUCGAUCUACUGCUUGGUCAGGUUAAUGAAUUUAAAAACCUUUACUGAUAACUGUCCAACUAUUUGAUACAUUUUUACUAACAUUAUAAAUAGGCUCAAUAUGACCAGUUACUCAAGUUGUUCAAAACUGUUAUUAUUUAUUUCAAUUAAAUGUCCCGGAGUGUAAUAAUUGCAUGUGUGUUCAUCAUCUAAUCAUACCACGUCAAUCUGUACUGCUAUUUUGUCCCCAGCCAAAAGAUAUAAUAUAUCUACAUAAAUAUGUUUUCAUUCAAGCUACCAGCGAUAUUGCCCAAAUAUUACCCCAGUUGCAGUGUUACAAUACAAAGACAUUGCUCUUUGUAAUUUAUUUUAUUUUACAAAAUGUCUUCAAAGGGUGUUUGAGAAGGUGCUAAAUAUGUAAUAUAACAUGAUAAUUAGUUAAGUAUGUGGUAAUUAGUUUAAAAUAUUUCUUUUCUAUUAAUGUAUGUUUGUUUUAUUGCAAAAAGGUCUGCAGAAUGAGAGCGUUCACCUUAUAGUAUUGUGAUGAGUGAUUAGGCCUGUGGUCUAUUCGCUCUGCAUAGCUCCAGAGAUAAACUACAGUUUGUGGAAAGGGCCACUGUAGUACCUCUCAUUCAAACAUAAUUUCAAACAAGGAAGUAAUUUAUUUUCUACUUGGUAUUGAAUUUUCAAACAAUAAAAUUGAAGUACAACUAUUAUUCCUGGUGGGUACUCUCAACACUGCUUCUCUGGGUGUUUGUUUUUUCCGACAAACAUGCACAACGGAACCCAGUGCUGAACUUUUAUUCACUAGAGGGCCCACACAGAUGGCAAUCACAUAGCAAUGUGUUGCUAAAGCGGAGUCUUACAGUUGAUUUUCUGUACCCUGCAAUUCUCUCUUCCUGUGAAAAGGGGUGCGCUCACACACUGAAACUCUAGGAGCAAGCACUGCAAUACUUUUUUCCUUUUGAAUCUCUAAGCUGCACACUAUCACUGCUUUUUCAGCUUCCUGCACUACCCAUAGGACCUACAUCCAAAUGAACUGAUGGAAGUGACACACAACCAGAAAUGUUUUCCCUCUGUCUAAUUGCAGUGUGAGUAGUCUGCUUUCCUACCACACUGAGUCUUCACAGCCUCCUGGGGAGAGGUGUAAUUACAUGAUCUGCACCCAGGAAGUCACCAGGCCAGAUGUUAGAUCCCCUGCGGUUACACUGCUAAAUGGGCCUUUGUGACAGUCAGACGAAGGCCCCCGUACAUUUAACUCAGCAUUUCUUCUCGAGGCAUUGGCGAAUUAGUGCCUUCACUGCUACUCUUCCUCUGCCUCAAAGCCUGGAUUGAUCCAACUUACCCUUAAGUAAACCUAAGGGCAAAGCAUAUACACAUAUUACCAUUCAGCUUCCCCAUUGCCAUAGGGGAGGGGCAAAACAAUGAUUUACUACAGUAUGUGAUGUCAGUUUUCAGUGGGGAUUUGAGGCCAGGAAAAAGGGAGCACAAUAUCAGAUUUAGCAUAAAAAGGAAAUGAUCAAACUCCCAGGUGUUGUGUAUUCGCAUGCAGUGAAUAGGUUCUACUGCUCCCAAGUUUCAAAGGCAGCUGCUAGUGCUACUGAAAGAGGGGGAAAUCCUUAUUUAAAAGGCCUUCACCAUUUCAAUCGCAAUUUUCGGAGGUAAAUGCUUAUGCAGGGGAAGGUUUAUGGUUAAAUAUCUUCUCUACCAUGUCAGUUUUAGUGCGGUUUCCGGAGGUUGAAGGUAGUGAUGGUAGGUUAAAAGUGGCGUAGACUACUGCAGUGUCACUCAGGCUGCAAUAGUUUUUUGUAUCACAUGGUUCAAGAGUUUAUCGAUGUGAAAUGAAGGCUUACUGUAUACAGUGUAAUGGAGUUGGAAACCUGUAAUACACUGGUGGUGAAGACUAGCCUACUGUACUCCAUAGUCAAAGGAUCUCCUAAAGGUAGAGUUCCAAAUUACUAUCUCCCUAUUUCUCCUCCCUGUUCCUCUUCCCUAUUGUCUUUUUCCUCUCUCCUCGCAUCACUUUCAUGAACUCAAUCAUCCACAAAACAUACACACCCUAUAAGGAAUUCUGAUUCUGAUUUCAGACAAGUCAUGUCACGAUCACUGCUAGGUUACCCAGUAUUUAGGUCAAGUGAAAACAGGGAAGGCUCAUCCUGGCGAAGGGUACAGUGGCAGAUGUUUCUCAGCUUUGUGCUAGCUGUCAAAGCUUAAAACCAGGUAAUUUACCAGUGCAUUCCACAUACAAAAUGAGGCACAGCUUUAUACGUAAAGAUGCCACCGUCACCAUGUUUAGACCUAUAUUUUUUACUGUGGGAAGUAUUUCCUCUUGUAUUUUUUAUACUUUUACUGGGAGAGAAUAUGACAAAUGGGCAGGCCUGAACACAACCUUUGGAAAGGAUUUUGACCGAGUACCCCACCUAGUGUGGAUUUCAGGAAAUGCAUGAUCUUCAAAGAAAGGUUUAGGCUAAACAAACACUGUAUUUUCUAUGAAAGGCACAGUGCAGUCUUUUUUUUUAUUUUAUCACCACUAUGUCUCUAAGAUUUCUCUAUUCAUGUCUCAUGUUGGCUGGCUACAACUUUGGUACCUUAAAUACAUCUAGCAAUCCUUUUAGAAUGUAAAACUUUCUAGAAUUCUGUAGUGUCAGGUAAACUGAUGAAGUGGAAAAGGUAUGAAUAUUUGUACACUCUAAAUGACUUGUACAUGUUCAUGUGAAAACCGUAUUUGGAAGCUAGUUAGCUAAGAAACAGUGGUAACGUCCUCACAUAGAAUUCCCAUUAACGUUGGUGAUUAAUAGUACAAUUGUCAUUCUUCAUGAACAAAACAUGAGAUGCUGGGUGUAAUUCAGACAUAAAUGGCAUAAGUCACUGAGGAGCCCUGACAAAACAUACUAGAAAUAACUUUUUUUGGAAUUCUACUUUAAUUAGUUUAAAAAUUUCAUUGCA
Molecule: messenger RNA, 10015 nt
Organism: Esox lucius (northern pike)
Lineage: Eukaryota; Metazoa; Chordata; Actinopteri; Esociformes; Esocidae
Product: collagen alpha-1(XIV) chain
Exons: 48
Coding region: 458-6172 (1904 amino acids)
Cellular component (GO): interstitial matrix
Molecular function (GO): protein binding
Source: RefSeq, a predicted model, not a curated record